This is a messenger RNA of Scophthalmus maximus (turbot), 3347 nucleotides long. RefSeq names its product testis expressed 11 (gene tex11). Gene Ontology annotation, molecular function: protein binding. The record is from RefSeq and is a predicted model, not a curated record. The transcript has 29 exons. Gene Ontology annotation, biological process: meiotic cell cycle. The coding region runs from base 655 to 3087 and encodes 810 amino acids. NCBI's taxonomy places the organism in Eukaryota, Metazoa, Chordata, Actinopteri, Pleuronectiformes, Scophthalmidae.
GUUUUCAUGAGAUUUUUUUAAUGUAAUUAUCCUUAUAGUCCCUACAAGAUUACAUAUAACAUAACUAACUAACGAAAGAAAAGAACCAACGGUUGGAUGGAGGCACAAUGAUUCGAGGCCCUCUCCUGUUUAACUUCGGGUCUUUUCGAUAUAUUACUGAGUUCAAGAGGUGCCCAUGAAUGCGUCACGAAGUCCCCGAGCAGAGCCUUUUCUGUACAACAUGACGUAGAGGCGCAAUCGAUGUUUAAGUGGCGAUAUAGCGCCAACGCACAUCUGCGAAGUGUAGAUAAUAUGGAACUGUCUGUUUCAACCGUGAAAUGUCUCAUCGAAAACCUGCUGCAGAAACAACAGGCAGAUUAUGAUGAGGUGAUAGAGACUCUUUUCUCUCAAGUCUCUGGCCUGGAGGAUUCUCCCAAAACACCAGAUCCACAGGUAGAUAGGAGUGGGAGAGCGUCUGACUACAGCCCGUGGUCCUGGCCGACAAUCUAGUUUGAGGAGUGUGCCAUCCAGCUGUGGAACUGGACAGUCACUAAGAAUGUGGGGACCACUAUAAGUAAAAACCAGAAGGCCAAAGUGCGCCAUGUCGCAUGCAGUGUGCUGUACUGCUGUGAGCCCGAAAAUCCAACAGAGGGCGUCAUCCGCAAGCAGAUUCUGAUGGCCAGCAAAACAGGGAGAACCUGGCUGGACUGCAAAGAACCCCAGAAGGCAGAUCACUUCUUAAGACUUGCCGUCAAGAGCCUGGAGACCCUCUAUAGUCAACUAAUCUCCAGAGGUGAUGGAGCAGCUGACAUCGCUUCAUCCAAGGGGGAUGUGGAGAAGGAUCUGCUUCGAAUUCUCUCGUGCCAGGCAGAGUCGGCCUUAAGUCAAGGGAAUAACCACGAGGCUGUGGUCUAUGUGCAGCGCUGUAAAGACAUGCUGCUGAGGCUGCCCAAAGAUACUGCGUACCUCUCCCUCAUGUGCUACAACUUUGGAAUAGACACUUACAAUCUGAAAAAUUUUGAGGACAGUGCCUUUUGGUUGAGCCAAAGCUAUGAUAUUGGCAAAAUUAAUGUGAAAUACGCCCCAGGAUCUGAUGUCCAGGCCAAAGUAUUGAGGCUCCUUGCCACUGUUUAUUUAGAGUGGGACUGUCAGAGGUUUCAGGAGAAGGCUCUCAAUGCCGUCAACUUAGCCAACAAGGAACAUGUGAGCACCUCUGGGCUGUACCUCAAGAUCAGAAUACUGCUGAGAUGUGGGGCCUCAGACAAUCAUGUGAGAGGAGGACUUCAUGAGAUAUUGGAAUCGGAGGUUUCUCUUGACGUGUGUCUGAGCACAGUGAAACUACUGUUGUCUGCAGACAGAGAAGUGCUGGCAUUUGAGUAUUUGAAACAUGUGUGUCAGCGCUUUGAGUCGUCCCCUGACCUGGGAACUGCUCUUGUCUUGAACAUUGAGCUGCUGCUGCAGAGAGGCAAGGAGCUGCUGGGUAAACAGAAGAUAGAAGAUAUCAUCACUGGCCAUUAUACAGGGAAACAGCUGACUCCACAGGCCCUCACAAGUCUGCAUGUCAUUCUGUGGGACAAAGCAUCGCAACACUUUGAGGCCAAGAACUAUUCUGAGGCACUGCAGUGGUACAACUACUCCCUCGGUUUCUUCAAGGGAGGUCAAAUGGAGCCCAACGUCGCCAAACUGCAGAGGAACAGAGCUUCUUGUUUCCUGAAGCUGAAGCAACUGGAAAAGGCCAAAGAAGCGAUCAAAGAAGCAGAGAGAUGCGAUCCUGACAGCAUUUUCACUCAGUUCAGCAUUUACAAGGUGGCCGUGCUAGAGAACAAUGUGAAGAAAGCUGCAGAGGCAGUGAGUGCAAUGGGGCAACUGUCCCGGUGUCCCGUGGCCCACGAGGACAAACUGCUGGUUUCUGAAAACGCUGCUUCCAAUCUCCUCAGUCUGGCGGCUCAGAUUGCUUUGGAGAAUGAACAGCAGGAAACUGCCAUGAAGGCUCUGGAGAGUUUGUGUGAAAACUCCAAAGAUGAGGCCCAGGUUCUGACUGCGCUCAGGUGUUUGGUUCGUCUUGUGCUCUCCACAAUAGAGAAAUCGAGUGAUGAGAUGAGGAAUGUGGGUCUGGAUGCCCUGCUGCUGUACAUAAAAAUGGCUCUGCAGAUUGUUUCACACCAGACUCACAUGAAUGUCGAGCAACGCACAGAUGAAGCCAACUGGUUCAGGAAGAUCGCCUGGAACUCGGCUCUGCAGUGCGAGAGCAGCCCUGACAGGAUGAGGGAUUUAUUUGUGCUCUCUUACCAACUCUCCCAGUCCUGCCUUCCGGAUCGCACACUGCUCAUGGGCCAGAAGACGUGUCUGCUGAUGGCUGCUGCUGCAUCUCUGAAGCUCUGCAGGAUGUCUCCUUGCUCUGACCAGACUGAGGAGCUCACUCAGGCUCUGGAGCACAUUCAGAUCUGUUGGGAGGUUUGGAAAACUCUGAAAGCAUCAGUACUUACAGGGAGCUUCCCAACAGACCCGACAGACACACUGCUGCUGCUGUAUGAGUUCGAAGCUCGUGCUAAGCUAAAUGAUGCUAAGGUCGAGACGGUACUGGAAUCCGUCCUGGAGCUAGAAAAUGUUGAAACCAAGGUCCUGGAAAUCAUUGCAGCCUUAGCCAUGGAGCCUCCAGCCCACUUCCCUCUGUUGUGUAAGAAGGCCUUGAGGGUCGCUCUCUCUCUGCACAAGAAACAACCACAGGCGGACCUGGCCCGUUGCAGCAAGUGUGUCCACAGCCUGAUCAAGCUGUCCCUCCCAAGUGGCGUGUCAGAGGUGGAGGCCCGUGUGCUGGAGGAGGUGUGGGACUAUUACGAGGAGGCUCUGUCCAUCAUCGCGGCCACAUCCGACGACUUCCCAGAGCUGGAGACCCUGUGGCUGCUGACUCGGGCUUGGAACACUGGGAUAUUGCUGUACAGCCUGGCUCAGUAUCCCGAGGCUGAGAAGUGGUGUGGCCUCGCCAUGAGCUUCGUCUGCCACCUGGGAUCUCUGCAGGAGAGCUACGAGACACAGAUGUCUGGUCUCUACAGUGAAAUCCUGGACAGGUUGGACAAAGCCAAGAAGUACUUUGCCAUAGAGGACUAAAACGAGGACAGGUCAGCCUCGACCUUUAAUUUAUUCAGUUUCACUAAGAUGUUAUUAAUGUUGUGGUGAAAUAUCCAUCACUUAUUCCAGUUUGGAAAAUUCUUGCUGUAAAUGCUGUGUGACUUAGGGACACAGGAUUCACCUAGUGGUUAAGACACAUACGUUUCUGGGGUUUUUUCGAUCCAUGUCCCUUUUCUCUACGGUGUCCUGUCAAUAAAGUUUAAAAUGUCAUUAAUAAAAAAUCGUUUCGAACAAAAGCA